GAGAUCAAGAUGUGUCUCUCUGUUGUGCUACUCAUCCUGGUCAACCUCCUCCAGACAGCUGGGUCUCCUGUGUCCUCUUUGUUCAGCCAAACUGGAGGAUCUGUCACUCUGGAGUUCCAGCAACAACAGCAGCUGGAGAGGGAGAGUAUGGAUCUCAUCCAGUGGUACUUUGGCCAACAUAAAAUAAUGAAAUAUCUACCACACCAAGGCACUUUUACAGUAUUCACCCAUAAAGGCAGAGUGGAGUUUAAUAAUGAGACCUUCUCUGUGGAGCUGAAGAACCUGCAGAAGAAUGACAGUGGACUCUACAGAGGAGAGAUCCAUGCUGGAAAGACAGACGUUAAAGUUGAGCAUAAACUCUCUGUUCUGGAUCCUGUAGAGGCCCCUGUCCUGUCUGUUGUCUCUAACUGGUUCAGCAGUGACUCCUGUAAUGUGACAGUGAUCUGUAGAGGUCAUGACCUCUCUCUAAACACCACCUGUAACAAUAUCACCUGCUCUCCAGAGCAAAGAGCCUUCAAUGACUCCACCCUCACCUUCUCUGUCAGAGAUAGUAGAAUUAUCUGUGACCAUAAGAACCGAGUCAGCUGGAGAAAUGUUACCAUGGAGAUCAAUCAGUUGUGUCCGUUGUAUUUAGAGUCCACUAUUGUUGGAAACCCAGUAUGGAUAGUGUGGUUCUCUUGUGGCUUCGGUGCUUGUUGUGCUGGUUUGUUCUGGUGUAUCAGGAAAAGGAAACAAAUGGGAGCAGGUGGAGCUCACACAGACUUUGCAAAAAUCACGGUGACUUCUGCUCAACAGUCCCCUGAUCCAGAAGCAUCUAUAUACAGCACUGUGCAGGAUGUAAAGUCAUCUGUAACUGAGGAGAGUCCUUAUGAUGAGGUUACUACUCUUACCUCGGUGCAAUCAGCCACCUCAGUGUACAGCAUGCUGCAGCCUACCAGCUGAAGGGAACCCUGGUGCUAAGACAGCUUCAGCUCCAGAGUAGGCUGGGUCUCCUACAGCCUCCAUCCUCUGGGCCAUACAGGAUCCCCCUCAGCCAGACCCAGGCCUCUGUGCCAGUGUGAGGAGGACCUGAGACCACAGCUACAGAAUGAGGCCACUGCUGCAGUUCACAUGUACAUCAUACAUCUCCUGAAAUUG
This is a messenger RNA of Alosa alosa (allis shad), 1137 nucleotides long. Its product is annotated as CD48 antigen-like. The transcript has 8 exons. Bases 10 to 942 code for a protein of 310 amino acids. NCBI's taxonomy places the organism in Eukaryota, Metazoa, Chordata, Actinopteri, Clupeiformes, Clupeidae. The record is from RefSeq and is a predicted model, not a curated record.